Messenger RNA from Adineta steineri, 669 nucleotides. Lineage: Eukaryota; Metazoa; Rotifera; Eurotatoria; Adinetida; Adinetidae. The record is from the annotation of a GenBank genome assembly.
AUGACCGACGCGGUAACCCGAAUUGGUGUUGUCAUCUUUCCCGGUUUUGCAUUAUUGGAUGUUGCUGGUCCUAUGCAAUUUUUUAAUUCAUUAAGUGCUAUACGACCAUUUGAAUUAAGUAUUAUUGCUAAAACAAUGCAUCCAGUUAGCACAACACCACCUGAAACUAUAGUAUUAGACAAUAAACACCAAUUUAUUGGUCAAGCAUGGUUACCAACACAUACAUUUGAUAAUGUACCCGAUUUAGAUAUUAUAUUAGUUCCUGGUGGAUUCGGUAUACGAGAUGAAACUAUUUUCAAUGAAACUACUACAUUUAUCAAAGAGCAAUAUCCAAAACUUAAAUAUUUACUCUCUGUAUGUACAGGAUCAAUAAUGGUUGCAGCUGCUGGUAUUCUUGAUGGACGAAAAGCAACAUCAAAUAAACGUGCUUGGUCAUUGACAAUAAAACAUAAAACAGUUAACUGGAUUCCAAAAGCACGAUGGGUAGUAGAUGGUAAUAUUUGGUCAAGUUCAGGAGUCGCAGCUGGAAUGGAUAUGACCUAUGCAUUUAUUUCUACUAUUUUCUCACCAGAUAUUGCUAAUCAAUUAGCCAAUGCAAUGGAAUAUGAACCACAUACAAAUCCUGAUUGGGAUCCUUUUUGUGAAAUUUGGAAAGUAACUUCUCAGUAA